Chara braunii is the source of this 1125-nucleotide messenger RNA. Lineage: Eukaryota; Viridiplantae; Streptophyta; Charophyceae; Charales; Characeae. The record is from the annotation of a GenBank genome assembly.
GUGUCGGGAGGAGGAGGAAGAUGGGGAGGAGGAGGAAGAGGAUGAUGGAGAGGAGGAAGAGGGCGAUGGAGAGUAGAAGGAGGAUGACAUAGCAGGGGAGGGGAAAAAGAGGAUGACAAUGAGAAUCUGGAAGGAGGAGGAGGAGGAAGAGGAAGAUCGCGAGGAGAAGGAGGAUGACGUCGCAGGGGAGGGAAAAAAAAGGAUGGGGGCGAAAAACUUGAAGGAGGAGGAGGAGGAGGAGGAAGAGGAAGAUUGGGAGGAGGAGGAAGAGGACGAUGGGGAGGAGGAGGAAGAGGGCAAUGGGGAGGAGAAGGAGGAUGAUGUGGCAGGGGAGGGAAAAAAGAGGAUGACGAUGAAAAUAUGGAAGGAGAAGAAGGAAAAGGAAGAUCGGGAGCAGGAGGAGGAGGAGGAAGAGGACAAUGGGGAGGAGGGGGAAGAGGGUGAUGGGAAGGAGGAGGAAGACGACGCUCCUGAGCAUCUUUUUCCUCUUCCUCCCCAUCACCUUUUUCCUCCUCCUCCUCCCCAUCGCCUUCUUCCUCCUCCUCCUCCCCAUCGUCCUCUUCGUCCUCCUCCUCCCGAUCUUCAUCUUCCACCUCCUCCUCCCGAUCUCCCUCUUCCUCCCCUCCCCAUCGCUUCUUCUUCCUCCUCCCUAUCGUCGACUUCCUCUUCCUUCCCAUCACUAAUUUCGUUCUCCUCCCCAUCGUUGACUUCCUCCUCCUCCCCUGCCAAGCUGCCACCUCAGUUUUUUUUUUUUUUUCUCGUGCUUGCUAAGGAUGAGGAGGAGGAGGAGAAGGAGGAUGAUGGGGAGGAGGAGGAGGAGGAAAAGGGCGAUGGGAGGAAAAUGAGGAUGAUGUGGCAAGGGCGGUCAAAGCCAUUGUUCAUCAAGUGCAAGGAUAUCAACGACCAGAAAAAUGACGCUAUUGCAGUUGUUCGGGGAUGUCAUAAUUUCUUCAGGGAGAUCGGGGUGGACAAAAUCAACGCCACUAACUCAUUCUCUGACAACAAGAGUGCAACCAUCAUGUUCAGGCAAGAUUGAUAAUUCCAGCAGAUUUACUGGAUCCCAUGCACUGCACAUUGCAUGGACCUUUUCAUGCAGGAUGCGGACAACAAACCGUGGGCCGCAGA